This is a messenger RNA of Loxodonta africana (African savanna elephant), 4393 nucleotides long. RefSeq names its product dynein axonemal assembly factor 10 (gene DNAAF10). Gene Ontology annotation, molecular function: RNA binding; DNA binding; protein binding. The transcript has 9 exons. The record is from RefSeq and is a predicted model, not a curated record. Gene Ontology annotation, cellular component: nucleolus; exosome (RNase complex). NCBI's taxonomy places the organism in Eukaryota, Metazoa, Chordata, Mammalia, Proboscidea, Elephantidae. Gene Ontology annotation, biological process: maturation of 5.8S rRNA; regulation of gene expression. The coding region runs from base 118 to 1170 and encodes 350 amino acids.
CCCGGGUACGGCAAGCGGGAGAGACAAACUGUCGCUAAUGUUUGGGGUCUGGUUUCCAGGCUAGUGUUUGCCCGGGGUUCGGGGCUGGCGGUUGCUGGAGGUGGCAUCUCCUGGGCCAUGUCGGCCUUUGAGAAGCCUCAGAUCAUCGCCCAUAUCCAGAAGAGCCUCAACUACACUGUGUUUGACUGUAAAUGGGUGCCAUGCAGCGCCAAAUUUGUGACCGUGGGCAACUUCGCACGGGGCACCGGCGUCAUUCAGCUGUAUGAGAUCCAGCACGGGGAGCUGAAGCUGCUUCGGGAGAUUGAAAAGGCCAAACCCAUUAAAUGUGGGACAUUUGGUGCAACGUCUUUACAGCAGAGAUACUUAGCUACUGGAGACUUUGGCGGAAACCUUCAUAUAUGGAAUUUGGAGGCUCCAGAGAUCCCAGUGUAUUCUGUAAAGGGCCAUAAAGAAAUUAUAAAUACUAUAGAUGGCGUAGGUGGACUAGGAAUUGGAGAAGGAGCACCUGAAAUUGUGACUGGCAGCCGAGAUGGAACUGUCAAGGUGUGGGACCCAAGGCAGAAAGAUGAUCCUGUUGCUAAAAUGGAACCCGUACAAGGAGAAAACAAGAGAGACUGCUGGACUGUGGCAUUUGGCAAUGCUUAUAAUCAAGAGGAGCGUGUUGUUUGUGCUGGCUAUGACAACGGAGAUAUUAAACUGUUUGAUCUCAGAAAUAUGUCAUUGCGGUGGGAGACUAACAUAAAAAAUGGGGUAUGUAGCGUGGAGUUUGACAGAAGAGACAUAAGUAUGAAUAAGUUAGUUGCUACAUCUCUGGAAGGAAAGUUCCAUGUUUUUGACAUGAGAACCCAGCAUCCGACCAAAGGUUUUGCCUCCGUUUCAGAAAAGGCUCAUAAAUCUACUGUAUGGCAGGUCCGCCACCUGCCACAGAACAGAGAGCUCUUUCUGACUGCUGGAGGCGCUGGCGGACUUCACCUCUGGAAGUAUGAAUACCCUAUUCAGCGAUCAAAGAAAGACUCCGAGGGCGUGGAGAUGGGAGUCGCAGGCUCCGUCAGCCUCCUGCAGAACGUGACGUUGUCCACUCAGCCCAUAUCAAGUCUGGACUGGAGUCCAGACAAAAGGGGCCUCUGCAUAUGUAGUUCGUUUGACCAAACGGGUGCAGCUAAAGCCUAAUCACUUCUGAGCUAUAAAGUGAGCAUAUUAGAUGCAGAAGCAAGCACAUACUGGGGAAGAGAGGACUGUCUACAAGCCAGGGAACCAAAGAACACCCAGAACUACCUACAAGGAAGGAAUCGACAUGGUCAAAACCCUGAUUUGGACUUCUAGCCUCCAGAACUGUGAGAAAAUAAACUGUGUUCUUUAAAGUUACCCACUUGUGGUAUUUGUGUUACAGCAAUGCUAGGAAACUAAGACAUCCCCAAGAGGGAAAUGAAAGUGCUGUUGUAAGAAUAAGGGAAAUGGGUACUGUGCAAGCAGAAAGAAUGGCUGCCCACUGCACCUUGUGAAUACUGCAGAAUAAGGAGGCAGGAGGCACUGAAAUCACACUUCACUCCUGCUCAGUCUGGCCUCGAGCCUUAACUACCUUUAGGCUGAGCUUUUGGAGGUCAGAGACAACGUCUUUCUCAUAUUCUGUGACAUCCCUCCUCACAUGCCUAAGACACUUGCUCACCUGGGCUCCUAAUAAAUUUGUAUUGACAAUGCGCUGUAUGUUCUGGAUAAAAAUCGUCAUGACAGACUGAAGUAGAUUGAGGAUGUCAAGAAUCAGGGCUCAGGAUUGCCACCUUUAGUUCAACAAUAAAGAAGCGAACCUCCAGAGAAACUUCCAGAGACAUAAACAGGAGUUCUCAAGGCAACAGUCGAUUCUCGAUGGUGCAGAAUACUUGGAUAGGCUUGAGUUGAAGGGGAUGAUGGAAUCUUCGAACUCCCUGAAAUGUUAUGCGUGUGUGUGUGUGUGUGUGUGUGUGUGUGUACAUUUUCUAGGAGAGCACAAAACAAAUUGUCAGAGGGGUACUUAACCCUCCAAAUGUUAACAACUGCUUUGGGUUUGGUAUAACUCUACAAUUAAUACCUGCAAAGAGCCUUAAACUGUGCCUGGCACACAGGAUGUGCUCACAAAAAUUGAGUUAUUACUUCCCAACAUAACUUAAGGAUGUGAAACACAAUCCCUGAUUUUGAAGACCUUAAAAUCAAGUUGAAAAGAUAAGAUCAACAUAUGGGAACAAGAGCCAAAGAUCUUGGCAUUAAUUGCAAUUUUUUUGUGUGGUGCCAACCUGUGUAGAAAUUGAGAAGAGGGGCAGGGUAGUGAAGGAAGGCUUGACAGGAGGAGGAGAAGCCCUGACCUGGGCUUGAAGCAUCGAUGGUUGGACAGGCCAGGGAAGAUUGUGGAGUGAAGAUGUCGAUGAUGGGAAUAUCUGUGGCAUAUGGGGGAGGGGUACAGACGGACAACAUUUUAAACUAGAAAGAAUACUGAUCAUGGAGCCAGAAAGCAGCCGUUGUGUUAAUGCCUCUUUGGGUUCAUGAUUCAGGAACCCAACUCGUGCUGGGUUAACUCAAAAAAAGAGGUGGGGAAUGGAAUAUUUAACAUAGUGUAACUGUGAAGUCCAGAGAUAACUUACCAUCUGGCAUGGCUGAACCAAAUGUUCAAAGCUCAAACUGGGCUUCCAGGGCAGUGUCUCUCUGGGUCUUGGUCCUCUUUCCUCUGGGUUGACUGCAUUCUCUAACAGGCUAUUCCCAUGUGGUGGCAAAAGCAACCUGGUAUGAUCAUACCAGCUAACAACCUCAGUGGACAGAGAGCACUUUUCCCUUCAACAGUUCCAACAAAAGUCUUGGGACUGAGGCUCAUUGGCCUGGCUGUGUCACAUGCCCAUCCCUGAACUAACCGUGUGGUGAGGGAGAGAAGUAUGCUCAGUAUUCAGGCGUGAUCAUGUGCCCACAGAUUCUGAACAUGGAGAGAAGCUGGGCAGGCAAAAAUAGUAGAUGCCUUUAGAGGGCUCAAUCCCAUUUCUGCUCUACAUUAGCUCUAUAGGUCUCUGGACAAGUCAUUCAGCCUUGCAGGCCUCUACCUGUAACCUGUAUAAUGGGCAUUAGGCAAUCUGCCAAUCAAAUGAGAUAAAUGGGCUUAUGCAUAAAAGCUCUCUGAAGACUGAUAAACCAAAACCGGUUGCUGUCGAGUCCACUCUGACUCAUGGCGACCCCACGUGUGUCAGAGUAGAACAGUGUUCCAUGGGGUUUUUAAAGGGCGAUUUUUUGGAAGACGAUUGCCAGCCCUUUUUAUGAGGUGCCUCUGGGUGGACUUGAACCACCAACCUUACAGUUACCAGCUGAGUACAUUAACAGUUUGGCUGAUCUUGGGACUCUGAAGACUGGUUUAAAAAAAAAAAAACAUUGCCGUCAAGUCUAUUUCAACUCAUAGUGACCCUAUUGGACAGAAUAGAACUGCCACAUAGGGUUUCCAAGGAGCAGCUGGUAGAUUUGAAUUGUUGGCUUUUUGGUUAGCGGCCAAGCUCUUAACCGCUGUGCCACCAAGGCUCCUGAAGACUGAUAAAGCCUCCAAGUGUAAAGAGUCACUGUUGUGAGGAGACCAUUCUGAUCAGACAAGAGUCAACAGCAUGUAGUGAGUACAUGGAAAAGAGUCCCCAGAAUGGCUGUGGCCAGAACCCUUAAGAGGAUAUAUAAACAAAGAUGGUAGCCUUCCUAAGGGCAGAGGCAUAUGCCCACAUAGUACAAGCCCCUGUGCCUGGUGUGGGUGCUGAGAAAUUAUUUGAUGUUGGAUACCAGGGCAAGCAUUACCAAAGGAGAAAUCACUGGCACGAGUAAGCACAGUAACAACUGUGGCCUCAGGUCCCAGAGGCUCUCAUUAGUAACCAGCAGGGGAGACUGGGCACAGUUCUGGGCCAGGAGCCUCCCUCUCCUCACAGCUUUUGCAGGAGCAACCUGGGAAAGCGAGGAGGAAACUGGGACCUGUCAGUUAGUGCCAGCUCUCAUUUAACUGCCUGCCUGCCUUGGGGAAAGGGCACCGUGAAAAGGACUGGUCCCUUGGCCUGGGCUGUUAUUUACUAGGCCCAUUGAGCCUGAGGUAGGAGUGAUGGGUGACCCAGGUGCUGGUCUCCAGGGAGGAGAGAUGCCUGGAGUCCAUGGCAGGCAGUGGAAUUAAAUGAGUCAGGUGCCGGUCAACAGCCACGAGGCCCAUUCAGCAGACAAUAGGCAACGACCUCCAAGAGAAGCCAUUGAGAUCCACAUACUUAAGGUGACCAACUACCGUGGUUUUCCCAGGACCGAGGGGGCUCCUGGGAUGCUGGACUUUUAGUGAGAAAACCAGAAAAAUUCCAGUGAAACCCAGAUGAGUUGGUCACCUUACUUCUACCUUUAUGAGCCUGAAUAUUGUCCUCUGACCUCU